This is a messenger RNA of Callithrix jacchus (white-tufted-ear marmoset), 4380 nucleotides long. It is a transcript of the gene UAP1L1, whose product is annotated as UDP-N-acetylglucosamine pyrophosphorylase 1 like 1. Gene Ontology annotation, biological process: UDP-N-acetylglucosamine biosynthetic process. The record is from RefSeq and is a predicted model, not a curated record. NCBI's taxonomy places the organism in Eukaryota, Metazoa, Chordata, Mammalia, Primates, Cebidae. Gene Ontology annotation, molecular function: UDP-N-acetylglucosamine diphosphorylase activity.
CGCCAUGCUGGCAUCCCGUCACCCAGUCUGGCUCCACCCUCCCAACAGCUCAACCAUAGCCCAGGCCUCUUCAAUGCAUCCUGGCGGAUGGUUUCUGCCCCAGGAGGUCUCCGCCCGCGUCUCGGUUAGCGCAGAAGUGGCCACGCCACUCUCAGGUUCAAAGCCUGUGCUGGGACAGAACUUAGCUUUCCCUGCGGGACGCCCCGGGACCCCUUCCUCCCUUGGCUCCUGAGGUUCCUCCGCCCACUCCUGAGGGUCCUGGGAUUCCUCGGGGCGGGGCGCGGAGUGGACGGGGCGGGACGGGCUUGGGGCCUGGAGCAGGGCAGGAACGGGGACCGGAGCUCGAGGGACGAGGUCAGGGCGAGACACCGUAGCGGGUCCGGGGGACGGAGAGGGAGAGGAGACAGGCUGCAGCGAGGGGGCUGGGCCCGGACUCCAGUCUCGGACGCGGGGGGCUGGGGGGCGUGAACAGGGAGGGGUCAGAGAGAACCCGGACAGAAUCCCGGGCCCCGAGCGGGGGUGGGCGGGCUUCGGGGCCAGGCGCGGGGCUGGGUCGAGGCGGGGCGCCCCAGACCCGCCCCGAGGAGUGUCUGCACCGCCCGCCCGGUCCCGUGACGCUGGUCAGUGGCGCGAGUCACGAGUGCCGACUGGACAGACGGCGGCAGCGACAUGGCCUCGGAGCGAGACGUGCGCGCCCGGCUGCAGCGCUCUGGCCAGGAGCACCUCCUGCGCUUCUGGGCGGAGCUGGCGCCGGAGCCGCGAGCCGCGCUGCUGGCGGAGCUGGCGCCCCUGGAGCCCGAGGCACUGCGCGAGCACUGCCGGAGGGCGGCCGAGGCCUGUGCGCGUCCCCCCGGCCCGCCGCCUGGCCUGGCCGCGCGCCUGCAGCCCCUGCCCCCCGAGCGCCUGGGCAGCGCCAGCCGCAGCGACCCCAAGACGCGGCGGCGCUGGGAGGAGGAAGGUUUCCGCCAGAUCGCCCUGAACAAGGUGGCCGUCCUGCUGCUGGCUGGCGGGCAGGGCACUCGCCUGGGCGUGACCUACCCCAAGGGCAUGUACCGCGUGGGGCUGCCCAGCCGGAAGACCCUGUACCAGCUGCAGGCGGAGCGGAUUCGGCGGGUGGAGCAGCUGGCCGGUGAGCGCCACGGGACCCGCUGCACCGUGCCCUGGUACCUCAUGACCAGCGAGUUCACGCUGGGGCCCACGGCAGAGUUCUUCAGGGAGCACGACUUCUUCCACCUGGACCCCGCCAACGUGGUCAUGUUUGAGCAGCGCCUGCUGCCUGCCGUGACCUUUGAUGGCAAAGUUAUCCUGGAGCGCAAAGACAAAGUUGCCAUGGCCCCAGACGGCAACGGGGGCCUUUACUGCGCGCUGGAGGACCACAAGAUCCUGGAGGACAUGGAGCGCCGGGGAGUGGAGUUUGUGCACGUGUACUGUGUGGACAACAUCCUGGUGCGCCUAGCAGACCCUGUCUUCAUCGGCUUCUGUGUGCUGCAGGGUGCGGACUGUGGGGCCAAGGUGGUGGAAAAGGCCUACCCCGAGGAGCCGGUGGGCGUGGUGUGCCAGGUGGACGGCGUCCCCCAGGUGGUGGAAUACAGCGAGAUCAGUCCUGAGACCGCACAGCUGCGUGCCUCCGACGGGGGCCUGCUCUACAAUGCAGGCAACAUCUGCAACCACUUCUUCACCCGAGGCUUCCUUCAGGCCGUCACCAGGGAUUUUGAGCCUUUGCUGAAGCCACACGUGGCUGUGAAGAAGGUCCCGUACGUGGAUGAGGAGGGGAAUCUGGUAAAGCCACUGAAACCGAAUGGGAUAAAGAUGGAGAAGUUUGUGUUUGAUGUGUUCCAGUUCGCUAAGAACUUUGUUGCCUUUGAAGUGUUACGGGAGGAGGAGUUUUCCCCACUGAAGAACGCAGACUUGGCUGACAGGGACAGCCCCUGUACUGCCCGCCGGGCCCUGCUCGCCCAGCACUACCGGUGGGCCCUGCAGGCCGGGGCCCGCUUCCUGGAUGCACAUGGGGCCUGGCUCCCAGAGCUUCCCUGCUCACCCCCAAAUGGAGAUCCUCCAGCCAUCUGUGAGAUAUCGCCCUUGGUGUCCUACUCUGGAGAGGGUUUAGAAGUGUAUCUGCAAGGCCGGGAGUUCCAGUCCCCGCUCAUCUUGGAUGAGGACCAGGCCAGGGAGCUGCAGCCACAGGAGCCCUGACCCUGCCAGGCCUGCCAACCCCGGGUCCUGGAGCUGGGGGCUACGGCCCUAGCCUGGGCUCUGGUGGAACAGCAGGCUGCCACAUGCUUCCAGCCUGCAGAACACAGGAUGAAACAUCCUGGUCCCCUCCACGACGGUAGGCCCUCUCCUACUGCCUCUGGACACAAGUGGUGCUGCCUGCUGGGGCUCUGUGGCUCCAUUCCCAGCUGUGGGGUCCAGCUGAGAGGCAGAGGGACUUGGGGCCUGGGAGAAUGGGGCUGAGAGAAGGCUUUGGGUUGGGGCCUGAGGGAGGUGUGGUGUCAUCUGGGAAGAACAGGAGGGCAUGUCCUUCUGGGAGCCAGCCCUGUGGGUCCCCGCACCCAGUCGAGCACUAGAAGCCACAUAAGCUAUGCUGGAUGUGCUUCUGCAGCCUACAGAUGUGGAACCAGAGCGAGGGGAUGGCUCCACCCACCCAAGGGCUGCCCCUUCUCCUCAGCAGCUGAACCAGUAAUGGGGGCAAGGCUGGGGAAUCCUGCCCACACACCCCGGUGCCCAGCAAGGUCACAGAAAGGGCCUAAUGCCCGUGAUCCAGGUGGCUCUGAGAAGCUUGGCUGGGACACCUGAGCCUGCAGCCAGCACUCCUGCCUUAUCCCCAUUUAUCCCCAAAGCUGCCACCUCUCAGCCUCAUCCACGGUCACUUUAAGCUGAUGAGUUUUCUGUGCUUCCCCAAGAACCAGCAGGAUCAACACCGGAGGCCUCUGUGAUGGCUGUUGACUAAUCUGGGAUUUCAUGAGUCAGAAGUGCCAGCCCUUGUCCCAGCUGCCUGCUGCUUCUGAUGGAUCUUGGUGCUCAGGCUGCCCCACUCUCUGAGUGAGGCCACAGCCUCCAUAUUUAGUGCCCCGGCCCCUCCCAGCACUCAGGCAUAGCUGGGACAAGCCAGCAGCCCCAGGGUUCUUCCCUGAUGAUUCUCUCCUGCUUUCUCAUCUCCAGGGAGAUGAGAGUGGCACCUCACUUUCCGUGCUGGCAUGGAGAGAGCUAUGCCAUGUAACCUGCUGCUGAAUCCUCAGCCCCACCUCACAAACCGCCGCCCCCAGUAGAAGGCCCCAUUGGUUUCUCGGGAGGGUGUUUGUAAGGGCAGGUUCAGAUGCAGCCUUCCAGAUUUAGAGGCACUGGGAGGACAGUGGCUGAGUGGAGGUGCCCAGACCUGGGCAGGCAGCACGCUCAGGCCCACACCUUGCUAUUUUUGAAACCAAAGCCCAGAGGAUGACGUCCGCUUCCCCCUCCCUGGCUCUGCCCUUCUUGUUGCAAGCCAUGCAGUGCCUUAGGGCCCUUUUCAUAGCGGCUCCUCAUGGCCACGACUGGAACAGGGAUACAGCCUCUUUCUACACAAGCAGCUAGCUGAGAGAAGGUUUUUAGUUUUUUUUUUUUUUUUUUUUUUUUUUUUUUUUUGAGACAGAGUCUUGCUGUGUCACCCAGGCUAGAGUGCAGUGGUGCUGUCUCAGCUCACUGCAACUCUGCCUCCCAUAUCAAGUGAUGCUCAUGCCUCAGCCUCCCAAGCAGCUAAGAUUACAGGUGCCUGCCACCAUGCCCAGUUAAUUUUUGUAUUUUUAGUAGAGACGGGGGUUUCACCAUAUUGGCCAGGCUGAGCCUCAAACUCCUGACCUCAUAUCAGCCUGCCUCAGCCUCCCAAAGAGCUGGGAUUAGAGGCGUGAGUCACCAUGCCCCGUCUCUCCGUGUUACUCAGACUGGUCUCAAACUCCUGAGCUCAAGUGUGAUCCUCUUGCCUUGGCCUCCCAGAGUGCUGGGAUUACAGGCAUGAGCCACUGCACCUGGCUCACUCUCAUUUUACAUUUUCUAAUAACCAUACCUUCAUGUAUAGUUGCAAAGAAAGCCCAGAGAGGUCCUGAGUACUCUCCACCCAGAUUCCCGGUGACGGCAUCUCACAUGACUAUAAGGACAAUGUCAAAUCCAGGAGCGAGAGACUGCUGCAGUGUUCCAAGUCCAAAUACGUGUGGUCCAGUGCAUGCACAUGUGCAGUCAAGUCACACUGCAAAGGUCUCCCUCUGCUGCCCCUCAUCGGCACACAGCGCUACCACCCAUGGCCCCACAACCAUUGAUGAUUUAACAGUUUGUAAGAUGGUGACGGCAUCUUCACAUUCUGUCACUGGGAUGUUUCCAGUAAACAAAAGGUGCUGUGAUUGGCUGAGA